This is a messenger RNA of Metarhizium robertsii ARSEF 23, 948 nucleotides long. RefSeq names its product covalently-linked cell wall protein. Gene Ontology annotation, cellular component: fungal-type cell wall. The record is from RefSeq and is a predicted model, not a curated record. The transcript has 2 exons. Gene Ontology annotation, molecular function: structural constituent of cell wall. Bases 1 to 948 code for a protein of 315 amino acids. NCBI's taxonomy places the organism in Eukaryota, Fungi, Ascomycota, Sordariomycetes, Hypocreales, Clavicipitaceae. Gene Ontology annotation, biological process: fungal-type cell wall organization.
AUGGCAGCCAGCCCGCCUGCUGGCUGCAGCACUUCUCAUGACGGCAAGUUCCAGGUUUCCAUCUACUCUCGUGGUGAGGCAAAGCGUAGCGUUGAGAAGCGAGCCUGCGAGGGCGAAGGCACUUUGGUCAUGACUCUCAAGGACGGCGUUUUGAAGGAUUCCCACGACAGAACCGGUUACAUUGCCUCCAACUAUCAGUUCCAGUUUGACGGCCCUCCUCAAGCCAACGCCCUCAAAUCCUCGGGGUUUUCGCUUUGCCAGAACGGCUCUCUUGCUCUUGACGGUACUACUGAGUUUUACCGAUGCCUCUCUGGCAACUUCUACAACCUUUAUGACCGCCACUGGGCUGAACAGUGCUCUCCCAUCGACAUUGUUGCUACAUCCUGCGAUGGCGGCAACAACGGCGGUAGUGGUGGCAAGCCUGUUGGCACUAGUAUGGUGCAGACUACUGUCGUCAAUGUCAUCGGUGAUGGUCAGCCUCAGGUCCAUACCACUGUCGUUCCCAUUCCCAUGUGCCAGAUUGGCGAUGGCCAGGUUCAGGUCCGCACAACUCCUUGUGCCUCAGUCCCUCAGGCCCCCACGAAGACCGCGGCUCCUCCUGCACCGCCUGUUAGUCAAAUCUCGGAUGGACAGAUUCAGGGUCCUCCCAAGACAGCCGCACCUCCCCCUCCUGUUAGCCAGAUCUCGGACGGCCAGCCUCAAGCUCCCACACAUACCGAGGCUCCCCCUCCACCCGUCAGCCAGAUCUCAGAUGGACAGCCUCAAGCUCCUACGCACACCCAGGCUCCUCCACCACCCGUUACCCAGAUCUCGGAUGGACAGCCCCAGGCUCCCACGAACGCUACUACCAAGGCUCCUACUGCCGUACCUACUGCCGCUGCCAAUAAGUCUUUCCCUGGCGUCGCUGCCGCCGUUUGUGCCCUAUUCGGUGCCGUUCUUUACCUGUAA